UCCGCGUCGACACCGCCUUCCUGACCCGCCCCUCCUUCCUGGAGCCACAGCCGAGGCGGCGGCGGCGGCGGCAGCGGGGGACGGCGAGUGGCCCGCGCGACACACGCCGGCCCCGACCCUAUGCAGUGAUUCGCGCGGCGCAGCGCCUCCUGUCCUGCCGGCGGGCCCGGGCUUCCCGCUGCGGGAUGUUCUCCCGAAAGAGCCACGGGGAUGUGAAGAAAUCCAUCCAGAAGGUGCUGGACCCGAAGAAGGACGUGCUGACCCGCCUGAAGCACCUGCGGGCGCUGCUGGAUAACGUGGAUGUGAGUGAUCUGAAGCAGUUUUUUGAGGCCAACUAUUCUCAGAUAUAUUUCAUCUUCUAUGAAAGUUUUAUAACACUGGAAAAUAGUUUGAAAUUAAAAGGGAAUAAUAAGUCACAAAGGGAGGAGCUGGACUCUAUCCUGUUUCUUUUUGAAAAAAUACUGCAAUUUCUACCUGAACGGAUUUUCUUUCGAUGGCAUUACCAGAGUAUAGGCUCAACUUUAAAGAAGCUUCUACACACUGGAAAUUCUACUAAGAUAAGAUGUGAAGGCAUCAGGCUAUUUCUUUUAUGGCUUCAAGCACUUCAGACACACUGUGCAGAAGAGCAGGUGCUGAUUUUUGCCUGCCUGGUGCCUGGUUUCCCAGCAGUUAUGUCCUCCAGGGGGCCCUGCACGCUGGAGACGCUCAUCAACCCCAGCCCCAGUGUAGCUGAUGCCAAAGUAUAUCCAGAAGAAAUCACGCCACUCUUGCCGGCCAUUUCCGGGGAGAAGAUUGCUGAGGACCAAACCUGCUUUUUUCUGCAAAUACUUUUGAAGUAUAUGGUUAUUCAGGCUGCAAGCUUGGAGUGGAAGAAUAAGGAGAAUCAAGAUACUGGUUUUAAAUUUCUUUUUACAUUAUUUCGAAAGUAUUAUCUUCCUCAUUUAUUUCCAUCAUUUACUAAGUUAACAAACAUCUACAAACCUGUGCUUGACAUCCCCCACUUGAGACCAAAGCCAGUGUAUGUUACUACAAUUCGAGACAAUGAAAAUAUUUACAGCACAAAAAUUCCUUACAUGGCAGCUCGUGUGGUUUUUAUUAAGUGGAUUGUGACGUUCUUUUCGGAGAAAAAGUAUCUAACUACAUCACAAAGCACUAAAAAUGGAGUUGAUGUGUUGCCUAAGAUCAUCCAGUCUGUCGGAGGUGGGGUCCCGCAAGAGAGGGCACCAGAACUGGAUGGUGCUGGGUCCCCUGAGCAGGACAAAAGCCAUUCCAAUAGCAGCACCUUGUCUGACCGAAGACUCAGCAGCUCAAGCCUGUGCAGCAUUGAGGAAGAGCACCGGGCGGUGUACGAGAUGGUGCAGCGGAUCCUCCUGUCCACGCGGGGUUAUGUGAAUUUCGUGAACGAAGUGUUUCACCAGGCAUUUUUGUUGCCUUCCUGUGAGAUAGCUGUAACAAGAAAAGUCGUUCAGGUGUACAGAAAGUGGAUCCUCCAAGACAAACCUGUCUUCAUGGAGGAACCAGAUAAAAAAGAUGUUGCCCAAGAAGAUGAAGAAAAAUUAGGAUUUUCAGAGACUGAUAGCAAGGAGGUCUCAUCUGAAAGUUCUGGUCAUAAGCGAUCUUCCAGUUGGGGACGCACGUACUCUUUCACUAGUGCAGUGAGCAGAGGGUGUGUGACAGAGGAGGACAACCCCAACGUGAAAGCCGGGGCCCAGGCUCUGCUGCAGGUAUUUUUGACGAACUCUGCGAAUGUCUUUUUGUUGGAACCAUGUGCUGAAGUUCCUGUGCUCUUGAAAGAACAAGUUGAUGCUUGUAAAGCUGUUUUGAUUAUUUUUAGGCGCAUGAUAAUGGAUCUUACAAUGAAUAAAAAGACAUGGGAACAGAUGUUGCAAAUACUACUCAGGAUAACAGAAGCUGUCAUGCAGAAGCCGAAGGAUAAACAAAUAAAGGACUUGUUUGCCCAGAGCUUGGCAGGGUUACUAUUUAGGACACUCAUUGUGGCUUGGAUCCGUGCAAACCUCUUUGUGUACAUUUCUCGAGAGCUCUGGGAUGACUUUCUCGGCGUGCUGUCCUCCCUUACCGAGUGGGAGGAGCUCAUCAGCGAGUGGGCCAGCAUCAUGGACUCCUUGACAGCAGUACUCGCAAGAACGGUCUACGGUGUAGAGUUGACAAACCUACCUCUGGAUAAAUUAAGUGAACAAAAAGAGAAGAAGCAGCGAGGCAAAGGCUGUGUUCUAGAUCCUCAGAAGGGAGCCACCGUGGGGAGGUCCUUUUCUCUCAGCUGGAGGAGCCACCCGGAUGUGACGGAGCCCAUGCGGUUUAGGAGCGCCACCACUUCCGGGGCACCGGGAGUUGAGAAGGCAAGAAAUACCGUUCGCCAAAAAGCAACUGCUAAGCGAAGCCAGUCUAUCAGCAACUGUGUCCACCUUUCUGAGGCUCUGCCUGCCACUAAAAGCGCCCCGCUCCUGCCCCACACCGCGAGCGCUCUCUUGCCCGGCCUCUCUUACUCUCCCUGCCCUUCCAGGCUGGCAGAAGUGGAAGAGAGCCAGCAGUCAGAGCAGGCUCCUGCAGCUGGGCUGGGCCACCUCGUGCUGGGACAGCAGCAGGUGCUUCGGAGCAGUAGCGCCUCUGACAUCUCGGAGCCGCUGUGCUCAGAGCCGCCUCAGGGUCAAAAGGUAGAAAAUGUACAGAAUUUGAGUUCUUCAGAGCCGAAGUCUGUUCAGGAGAACAAAGGACACAUAAAAAGAGAGCACGAAGGACAGAUUUUAGUUGGAAGCAGCAGCAGCCCUGCUGAGCUGGAUUUGAAGGAUGAUUUGCAGCAGAUGCAGGGAGGAUGUAGGGAAAGACAGAGGGGUGAAAGUACCAGCAGUGACACGGCCCUGGGCUGUAGCAGCGAGGCAGAGCUGUCCACAAGCCCAUGGCAGGCCUGUGAGGAAGACCCGGAGCUGAACACUCCCACCGAGGUUCUGGCUGACUCAGAUGCCCGCCAGUGGUUGCAGCUGAGUCCCACUGAUGUUUCACACUUAACAGACAGCAGUGAAUGCCUGGCAGAUGACUGCAGCAUAAUCUCUGGAGGGAGCCUGGCUGGCUGGUACCCAGACUCCGCUGCCGUGCUAUGGCGCAGAGUCCUGGGAAUCCUGGGAGACGUGAAUAAUAUCCAGUCACCCAAGAUCCAUGCCAAAGUUUUUGGUUAUCUCUAUGAACUCUGGUACAAACUAGCAAAGAUACGGGACAAUCUUGCAAUAAGUCUGGAUAACCAGUCUUCCCCGUCUCCUCCACUCUUGGUCCCACCACUCAGAAUGUUUGCAUCAUGGCUAUUUAAGGCAACAACAUUGCCAAAUGAGUAUAAGGAAGGCAAGCUGCAAGCCUACAGGCUGAUCUGUGCCAUGAUGACCAGACGCCAGGACGUUCUGCCAAACUCAGAUUUCCUGGUGCAUUUUUACCUUGUGAUGCACUUGGGAUUAACCAGCGAGGAUCAGGAUAUCUUAAAUACCAUCAUAAGGCACUGUCCACCCCGCUUUUUCUCCCUGGGUUUGCCUGGCUCCUCGAUGCUGGUGGGGGACUUCAUCACAGCCGCUGCCAGGGUCCUCAGUACAGACAUGCUGACGGCACCUCGUUCAGAAGCUCUCACUAUUCUGGGUUCUCUUGUCUGCUUUCCAAAUACCUACCGGGAGAUCCCUUUACUGCAGUCAGCGCCGGAGAAGAAUGAGAUUGUUACGGGAACGGAAGAUGUCAAGCUUUACCUCAUAAAUAUUUUGCUGAAGAAUGCCACAGAGGAACCAAAUGAAAGCGCAAGAUGUAUUUCCGUCUGCUCCCUUGGCGUCUGGAUAUGCGAAGAGCUUGCCCAGUGCACACGCCACCCUCAGGUGAAGGAGGCCAUCAAUGUGAUAGGCGUGACUCUGAAGUUUCCUAACAAAACCGUGGCCCAGGUGGCCUGUGACGUUCUUCAGUUACUGGUCUCCUACUGGGAAAAGCUUCAGACAUUUGAAAACUCUCUGCCUCGGAAAAUGGCAGAAAUCCUCGUGGCCACGGUCGCUUUUCUUCUGCCAAGCGCAGAGUACUCCUCAGUGGAAACAGACAAGAAGUUCAUCGUCUCCUUGCUCCUCUGCCUCCUGGACUGGUGCAUGGCAUUGCCAGUGAAUGCCCUUCUCCACCCGGUGUCUACAGUGGUCCUGGAGGAGCAGCACUCAGCCAGAGCCCCCCUGCUGGACUAUAUCUACAGGGUCCUUCACUGCUGUGUUUGUGGCUCAAGCACAUACACCCAACUGAGUCACUACACACUGACCCUGGCUGACCUGUCAUCCACGGAUUACGACCCCUUCCUGCCACUGGCAAAUGUGAAGAGUUCUGAGCCCAUCCAGUGUCAGUCAUCAGCUGAGCUGGGUAACCUGCUCACUGUUGAAGAGGAGAAGAAGAGGAGAAGCUUGGAGCUGAUCCCGCUGACUGCCCGGAUGGUGAUGGCCCACCUGGUGAACCACCUGGGGCAUUACCCGCUCAGCGGGGGCCCUGCCGUGCUGCACAGCCUUGUCAGUGAGAACCACGACAAUGCCCACGUGGAGGGCUCCGAGCUGUCCUCCGAGGUGUUCAGGAGCCCAAACCUGCAGCUGUUUGUCUUUAAUGACAGCACCCUUAUCUCCUACCUUCAGACACCCAUGGAGGGGCCUGUGGGCGGAUCCCCAGUGGGUGCCCUCUCUGAUGUGAGAGUGAUCGUGCGGGAUAUCUCUGGGAAGUACUCUUGGGAUGGUAAGGUUUUAUAUGGACCUUUGGAGGGGUGCUUAGCACCCAGUGAGAGAAAUCCUUCCUUUCUGAUUUCGGGCUGGCAUCAUCACACGUUUGGACCUCAGAAGGAUUUUUCUCAAAUUGAGGAGGGAGAUGAUGUCCUUGACAAAUUACUUGAGAACAUUGGCCACACAAGUCCUGAAUGCCUUUUACCAUCACAACUAAAUCUGAAUGAGCCUUCCCCACCUCCCUGUGGAAUGAACUGUGACCAAGAGAAGGAAAUUAUUGAGGUUAUUUUGCGCCAAAGUGCUCAGGAAGACGAGUAUGUCCAGAGGUGUAACUCUGAUUCUGCAAUGAAGGUCACUAGCCAAGGGCAGCCCUCGCCAGUGGAACCCCGAGGACCCUUUUAUUUCUGUAGGUUGUUGCUUGAUGACUUGGGAAUGAAUUCUUGGGAUAGAAGGAAGAAUUUUCAUCUGUUGAAGAAAAAUUCAAAAUUACUGAGAGAGCUAAAAAAUCUGGACUCCCGUCAGUGCCGUGAGACACAUAAAAUCGCAGUGUUUUAUAUCGCUGAAGGUCAAGAAGACAAGUGCUCGAUCCUGUCCAAUGAACGAGGCAGCCAGGCCUAUGAGGACUUCGUGGCGGGUCUCGGGUGGGAGGUGGAUCUCUCAACCCACUGCGGCUUCAUGGGUGGCCUCCAGCGCAACGGCAGCACCGGGCAGACCGCCCCUUACUAUGCUACCUCGACCGUGGAAGUGAUUUUCCACGUUUCUACUCGGAUGCCUUCAGACUCAGAUGAUUCACUCACCAAAAAGCUCCGUCACUUGGGGAAUGACGAGGUCCACAUUGUCUGGUCUGAACACUCCAGGGAUUACCGCAGAGGGAUCAUCCCAACUGCCUUUGGAGACGUUUCCAUCAUUAUUUACCCAAUGAAGAAUCACAUGUUCUUUAUCGCGAUUACGAAGAAACCUGAGGUUCCAUUUUUUGGGCCUCUGUUCGAUGGGGCCAUAGUGAGCGGGAAGCUGCUGCCGAGCCUCAUCUGUGCUACGUGCAUCAACGCCAGCAGGGCUGUGAAGUGCCUCAUCCCCCUCUACCAGAGCUUCUAUGAAGAACGAGCUCUGUACCUCGAAGCAAUAAUUCAGAACCACCGUGAAGUAAUGACAUUUGAGGACUUCGCAGCCCAGGUCUUUUCUCCCUCUCCCAGCUACGCACUCGGUGGAAUGGAUUAAAAUACUCAAAGGUCUCAUCACAACAUCUGAGCAAGGGACCUCUGCCUGAGUGCCCACCUCGAGGAGCCCCUGGGUGAGGAGGCGACAGAUCAGACCCUCCUGCCCCUGCCCAAACCCGUGAACCCGGAGACUCCAGGAGAUGCCUUUGCUGCCCUGGGGCCCUCAGCGAGUCUUCCCAGCAGUGGGCUUCUGAAGUCAAAGCUGAUUUCCACUCAAGUGUUACAGGGGAAACUUCCAAACAAGGCUGCAUCACCUUGUCCUUCAGCUUCCAAAGAAAAUAGAAAAAGUUACCAGUAACCAGAGACAAACCACUGUCACACGGGAAAAGAUUCUGAGCUUUCAGGGAAGUAGAGAGGAGUUGAUUUCUGUACCCCAAGUUGUCUUUUCUUGUUUAUACAUCUAAGUAUGAUUCACAGAGAGGCUGGCAGACAACUGCUUGAUUUUUUUUUUUUUUUUUUUUUUUUUUUUUUGGUUUGGAGAAUUUUCUCUGCAUUGAUUUUGCUGCUUAUCCUCUAAUGUUAGGAUUUAUGGUUUACUCAAAAAUUUCAUCAUCAUGGAAAUUGGCUUUCCCCAGGGUCCUCUGCCUGGGAGAAACCACACUUCAGAUGUUGAGUGUUUCCCACCUGCCGCCUACAGAGAAGAGGUUCUCCUGACCACCCAGAGGCCCUACAGGGCAAAACAGUGACAGUUCCAUCCCAGAACACCCAGAUGAUUCCAGAAAACAAGGUCCUGUCCUUGCAAGAGUUCUUGCAGGACAGGAAGUGUCCCCAAGGCUCAACAGCACCACCACAACAUGAAGGGCGUGCCCAGCCUCGGCCAUGGGGCUGCAGUGGACACCGCGGGUCUCCUUAUGCCUCCAGAAGCUUCACCCUGCAGUUUUGCUCCCAGCUAUUGCUCGGAGAGGCCAAAACAAAACAUUUCUUGUCACACAAAGCUUUAGGAAAACAAUUCCAUACAAGGGAUUCAAUCCUUAUUUUUUACCCAUUUGACUCCAAGGAAGGCACAUUGGGCCUGUUUUUUUAAAAUCAGAAGGAAAGAAGGAAGAAGGACUGACAAGCCCUGGCUUUUGUCUGGCCUUGCCCAGCUCCCUUUGCUGGGGUUUCUGGGUGGACUCUACCCGCCUAGCCGCAGAGAAAUCAGCCAGCUGGGAAGGGCUGUUUGGCACAAACCGCCUGCUUCUCUCCUGGCCCCUGCCUGGUCUCAGAGCUGGAGGUUUGCUCCCUCCCAGCUGUGCCUCAGAGGGAAACCCAGGAAGCUCACCAGAGCCCAUCCCCACAGCACAGGCUUUGUUCUGUGAGACAAUUUCCUCACACACGUGUCCCGAGAACAGGGAACAGCAUGUAAAACAUAGCCACUAUCUAACGCUUAUGCUGAGAGGCCUUCCCGUCUCCCUCUGCCCCCUGCCCUUGCACACACUGCAUGUGACCCCAGCCCACGUGGUCACUGAGGGUCUGGAGAAGCCCCUGAGCCCGCCCACCCCAUCAAGCCGCCGUGUUCACAGUGGAGCGGUUUGCUCUGUCAGUCUCGGAGUUGGUCUGGCAGGUGGCUUGGCCUUAACUGAGAAGGACUGAGACGGCCGUUCCUAUCAGAGGGUAGACCUUCGAAUUCUAGAGAGAAUUUAUUUUUCUGCUUUAGGGGGAGUUACAGGUAGGCUUCGAGGUGCCCUGGACAGAAGCAGCUUGAGAACUGUCUGAAAGUAAGAGAAUGAGGUGUUCUGAAGCCAAAUUGAGCUCUGUCACUUUGGGCUGCUUUGUGCGGGGCCCACGUCCUCUCUCACUGGGGUUAAUGGUAAUAUAAGGGUUGCUACGAGUCAUGGCAUUUUCUGUGGUGUCAGCAAAUGCUAUGAUUCUUCUCCCCGUCCCUCCUUCUUAAUGAUUUGAGCUCUCUGGUCGCAAUUUGGCCAGUGUCACUCAUACCCCAGGCAGGUCUUGAGCUGCUUCAGUUAUGUUUACAAAGUACCCAGAGCCUCGUUUCUGCAGGGAAGCACCCGGCCUGUCCUGGGCUCCAGAGUCCCCCGGAGGUCUCUGGCAGCAAGGAGCUGCUGGGAGAAUUACAUCUUCAGGAUUACCCCUGUUACAGAAGUCCUGGCUUUCGCAGAAGAGACGUGUUAGGAUGGGGAGGUCCCAGUUAACUCUUGUGGAUUUCUGCUCCCGUGUACCAGCGGUGCUGACUUUAGCAAAUAACUCUGCCUUCAGAUAACCCCUGAUAACGUUAACAACCCCAUGACACCAGGUCACAGCCAACAGUUUUCGACUGAGGUUGUUUUUGAGUCCCCUGGUCUGGAGAUCUGGAACAGGGCAGCAGGGAAUCUAGCAACUGCUUUUGCUUGAGAUGCGUGGACUUGAGUCAUUUUUGUUAUCUGGGGUGGAAAAUCGAAAUGAUUAAGUUUUUUUCUUAGAAAAGUAAAUAUGUAUUUUUGGAAUAAAUGCCUUUCAGCAAAAUUGUGGAGGGUCAUUGGUUCAGUAGGGACCCACCGUAGGUGCUGCUGACUCCUCAGGUUACUAUCACUAGGUCAGCCAUCUGUAAAUCAAAGUGGCCCUAAUUGCCCCAAAUGUGAUAAGACUCAUGGGCCUCGGGCAGGGCCAGGCCAGUUCCCUCUGUCUCUGCACAGGGUUUCUAGAUUUCCAUGCUGAUGUUUAUGGGCUCCACUGGGUAGGUUUAUAUAUUUAAAAAAUUAUUAAUUUCACAAAACAAUGACUUUUUUUUUUUUUUUUGAGACAGAGUCUCACUUUAUCACCCUUGGUAGAGUGUCAUGGUGUCACAGCUCACAGCAACCUCCAACUCCUAGGCUUAGAUUCUCUUGCCUCAGCCUCCCAAGUAGCUGGGACUACAGGUGCCCACUACAAUGCCCAGCUAUUUUUUUGUUGUUGUUGUUGUUGUUGCAGUUUGGCCAAGGCCGGGUUCAAAUCCACCACCCUCAGUAUAUGGGACCAGCGCCCUACCCACUGAGCCACAGGCGCCGCCCGCAAAACAAUGACUUUAAAAACAGUCAAGCCUUCAGCAAACAAAUAAGAAAAUCCAGCCCGGGUGAAUGAGUGUCACCAGAGUCUUCCGUUACUUAUCUGCAGCCUCUGAGCACCAGGUUGUGGGGGAUGGGAGUGACCCUUGACUUAUGAUGUGAGUUUUUGCUGGGACCCUUAGCCUUAAGAUGAGAUCGCACAGAUCCACGGAGCCACAUGGUCCGGUCGUCCUGACCCUCAGCUGCCUGUGCUUCGCUGACUGACAAGCCCUUUACACUUAGUGUGAUGUCUACACGUAACUGCAUCUACCCAAGGGGACUGACCACAUCUGGAGGGAAGCUCGACGUGAAACCACCAUUUCAGUUGCCCUCACAUCUGUCUGUGGCAUACACCUCAAGUGAAUGUUCUGUUUUCAGGUCUAUAAUGUUAGUACAUGUAAAUAAGGAGGAAAAUUGAUGAAUAUGGUAAAUUAAGUUAUAGUGUGUCAUUUGAUUCUCUUUUGAGAAUUUUGCUGUCUCUUAUUUAAUUUUCCUAAAAUCAGGGAAUUCUCCCCAUCUAGGUUCGUUCUUGGGUGGUAGAGCCCUACCCCGCCUCCGCAGGUGUGUGCGUGAGCACCAGGGCACAUCCCGGCACAGGCGCCACACACAGCUCCACUCAGGCCGCCCUGGCUCCCUGCUUAACCUUCCUCUGCUCCUAACUCUGAUUUACUGUGAUGAUGUAAUAAAGGGGAAACAGCACUGAGGUGGUACGUUUCUUUCAUUUUCAUUAUAGUUGGUAGGAAAAUAACGUAUAUCCUGACAUCUCAUAAAAAAGUGGUUUGCAUUUUUCUUGCACAAAGUUGUUCAAAAGCAUUUUUUAACCAAAGCCUAAAAAUGUAUCCAAAAUGGUAGCUUUUGCCAAUCCUGAGAAGUUUAUAAAGGUGUCUGUGUAACAGACCUCUCUGUUCCUCACAUGGAAUGCUCAGAUCCGAUCACAAGAGGAUCUGCGUCCAAGCAUCAUCCUUCUCAUCUACUGAAGUCCAUUGCUGCCUGCCUCUGUGAUCGCCAUCAAUGGGCUGUGCCGCCUUACCCUUACCCCCGGGGCAGCCAGUGUACCAGCCGCCCUUCUGGUGGUCUGGAGUCCCUGUGCCCCAUGAGCAGGAGGCAGACUCUGCGGGUUUGUCUCUAUGAAUAAGUGACAGGGAAAAUGGAAUAAUGGCCAAAGCCAGGUUGAUGGCCCAGCCUCAGACUCCAGCUGUCACGUGAUGGCUUGGCCAGGUGGCUCUGCCAGUGUCCUGGGUUACCGGCAGGUGCUGGACAACAGUGGUCUCUCAGGACAUCGCACAACUAAGUCCGUAGGACUCAUCCAUUUGCCCAUUUAGCAACUAAUGUGUUGACUACCUGUUGCUUGAACUCUGUGGCCUCAGAUGGGCCAACAUACUUUCCUGGAGUGUGAAGCAGAGCCUGAAUUGAUUUGGCCUCUUUUUUCUUUUUUAGCUUUUGACUGAUAGCAAGAACUUGCUUAAAGUUGUGUCUUUUUUUUUUUUUUUUGUUUUGUGAGGCAGUCUCAAGCUGUCACCCUGGGUAGAGUGCCAUGGCUUCAUAGCUCACAGCAACCUCCAACUCUUGGGCUCAAGCAAUCCUCUUGCCCCAGUUUUUCUAUUUUUAGUAGAGGAGGGAGUCUCACUUUUGCUCAGGCUGUUCUCAAACUCCUGAGCUCAAGCAACCCACCCCCCUGGGCCUCCCAGAGUAUUAGGAUUGCAGCCUUGAACUGCCACAUCCAGCCUCUGUCAUGCUUUUAAUCAGGGGUCCUCAAACUUUUUAAACAGGGGGCCAGUUCACCGUCCCUCAGACCGUUGGAGGGCCGGACUAUAGUUUAAAAAAAAAAAAAAACUGAACAAAUUCCUAUGCGCACUGCACAUAUCUUAUUUUGAAGUAAAAAAACAAAAUGGGAACAAAUACAAUAUUUAAAAUGAAGAACAAGUAAAGUUAAAUCAACAAACUUACCAGUAUUUCAAUGGGAACUAUGGGCCUGCUUUUGGCUAAUGAGAUGGUCAAUGUCCAGCUCCAUAUUUGUCACUGCUAGUCGUAACAAGUGAUACAAGUGUGCAUCGGUUAGUCUAGAUCUGGUUGGAGAUUUCAGAUGUUUCAUUCUGGAAAAAGUCUGUUCACAGACAUAAGUGCUGCCAAAGAUGGUUGCCAUUUUGAGUGCAUGGUUCCUGAGAUUAGGGUAUGUCUCAGAGGAGAGAGAUGCAUAGAAAUUAGGAAUGCUGCUCGACUUGAAUGCGUCUUUCAGAGAGUCAUAAUUCUGCAGUUCAGCCAGUUCCAUUUGGUAAGUUGUAUCCACAUUUUCAAUGUCAACAGAAAAUGGGUUACAGAAAAGCUGUAUGUCCUGUUCAUGGAGCUGAAGCUCUUUAAAUCUAAAUUGGAAAUCCUUUUGCAACUUUUCCAGUGAAUCCACACAUAUUUUGUUUGGGAAUGCAACCAAUGGAUUUUCCGCUAACAGAUUUUGAAUUGUGGGGAGAUGGCAGAAAUUUUCCUCCUUCACUUGUUUGAUGAGGAGGCCUAAUUUUACUUCAGAUGCUUUCACAUGUGAUUGCAUAGCACAGAUGAGCUUCCCCUUUCCUUGAAGUUGCACACUGAAACUGUUGAGUAGCUCUGUUACAUCUGUCAGAAAGGCAAGGUGCCAUUUCCAUUCUGCAUCAUUGAGCUCUGGUACUUCUUUGUUUUUUGAAAGCAGAAAAGCUUAAUCUGUGGAAAUAAGUCAUAGAAAUGUUUCAAAACUCUCCCUCGACUCAGCCAACGGACUUCUGUGUGGUACAGAACAUCUUCAUAGGCAGCAUUUAGCUCAGACAGAAAUUCCUGAAAUUGUCUGUGUUUAGUGCAUUACCUCUAAUAAAGUUAACAGAAGAUACCACAAUUUUCAUAACACAGUCCCAUUUCAGUGAUUUACUACACGGCGCUUGGUGGAUGAGGCAGUGUAUGGCUAUUGGAUGAGAAUGGUUAUGUUUGUCCAUCUCUUGGUUAAUGCGAGCAAUUACUCCUUUCUUAGACCCCACCAUGCUAGGAGCACCAUCAGUUGUCACACUGGCUAGUUUUGCCCAGUCCAGCUCCAAACUAUUCACAGUUUGGCAAACCUUUUCAUUGAUAUCCUAUCCUGUAGUUGUUCCUUUGAUGCUUUACAGUGCAGCAAGCUCUUCUGCAACUUUGAAAUAGUCAUUCGUUCCACGAAUAAAAAUUAGAAGUUGUGCAGAAUCACGAACAUCAUUACUUUCAUCAAGUGCCAAGGAAAAAUAGGAAAGUUUUUUUGUGGAGUUUUGAAAAUGCUGAUGCAAAUUGUCUCCCAUUUCUUCAAUCCUUCAUGUAAUUGAGGGUCCUGAAAGACUCACUGUACUAAAUAAAUCGGCCUUCUCUGGACACAUCUCUUUGGCAACAGAAAGAAGGCAUUCUUUAACAAAUUCUCCCAACACGAAUGGUCUGCCAGUGCACGCUAUUAGCUUGGCAACUUGAAAACUUGCUCGCAGUGAUGAAGUAUUUAGCUGUUUCUGCUUCACAAAAGUAUCUUGCUGAGUUGUCAAUGUAUAUUUCAGUUUUAAUAUUUUAUCUUUUCUCACUUCUCCAACCAAACAAUCAUAUUUAUCUUUAUGUUGAGUUUGGUAGUGUUGACGCAAAUUGUAUUCUUUGAACACAGACACUAUAUUCUGGCAUAUCAAACACACAGCUCUUUCCUUGUACUGCAUGAAAAAGUAAUCAUAAGUCCACUGUUCUUUGAAUAUUCUAUACUCCGAGUCAAUUUUUCUCUUUCUUGAUAUCA
Messenger RNA from Nycticebus coucang (slow loris), 12694 nucleotides. RefSeq names its product Ral GTPase activating protein catalytic subunit alpha 2 (gene RALGAPA2). Gene Ontology annotation, molecular function: GTPase activator activity. Gene Ontology annotation, biological process: regulation of small GTPase mediated signal transduction; positive regulation of GTPase activity. Lineage: Eukaryota; Metazoa; Chordata; Mammalia; Primates; Lorisidae. Bases 186 to 5942 code for a protein of 1918 amino acids. The transcript is spliced from 41 exons. Gene Ontology annotation, cellular component: nucleus; cytoplasm. The record is from RefSeq and is a predicted model, not a curated record.